This is a messenger RNA of Apis cerana (Asiatic honeybee), 2261 nucleotides long. Its product is annotated as VID27-like protein. NCBI's taxonomy places the organism in Eukaryota, Metazoa, Arthropoda, Insecta, Hymenoptera, Apidae. The record is from RefSeq and is a predicted model, not a curated record.
CACACACAAAUAUAAUAUCAAUUUAUGUUGAGUAUCGAUGUAAAUAUAAAUAUUACAUAAUAAUGAAUAAAAGUUAAAACAAUUUAAAGAAAUUUAUUUUGAAUUUAAAAAAUAAAAAUCGAAAAUGAAACUUGAAUUAUAUAAUGAUAUAGUAACAACAAUUCGAAAAUUUCGAGGUUUAUCAAAAGAUUGUAGAGAUAUUUUAAAAGAAAAAUAUAAUGACAUUCCAGUAUAUACAUUGUAUAGUAUAUUAUCUUUAGAAGUACAACAUAAGAUGAAAGUCAAUCAUAGCAAAUUAUUUGGUAAUAAUAAAAAUUAUUAUGAUACUUAUAUGGAAGCUGUACAAAAUGGAGAACCUGUUGGAAUUUUAUUGAAAAUGGCGAAAGAUAUUGGUGCACCUCCUGCACUGUUAGCUAGAAAUGUUCUUGAAAAACAUUGUGGAAAAGAUGAAUUUAAUGUCUCUAGGAACGAAGUUAGCAAAUUAUUUAAGGAUACUACUCUUAUACAGGACAAAGAUCUUGCAUAUGAAGUCUAUUUGUGUAUAUUAUAUGAUAAUUUGUAUGGACCUAUAUCAGAUGCUGUUGGAACUUCUGUAGGUCAGGAAUAUGAAUUAAAGUUACAAAACUACUUGACAGAACGAAAUCUUGCAUUUCGUAAUGAGGAACACUUGAGAUCAAGAGGAUAUGACAAAACUCCAGAUUUUAAACUUGAGCAUCCUGAUAUAUUUAAUAAUAAGAUGGCCAAUACAUACAAAACAACGAGCAAUUCAAAAUUGCAAGAACAGUCUAUGGAAACUGCGAUAAAAUCUCAACUUGUUAUUAAAAUCAAAAAGGAGGAGGAGGAAGAAGAAGAAGAAGAAGAAGAAGAAGAAGAAGAAGAAGAAGAAGAAGAAGAAGAAGAAGAAGAAGAAGAAGAAGAAGAAGAAGAAGAAGAAGAAGAAGCAGAAGAAGAAGAAGUAUGGAUAUCAGAAAAAGAAUUGUACAUGGAAGAUAACAGUGAUGAAGAAAAAUUCAAAACGCAAUCACAAUCGCGUAGUAAAUUCGAUGAUAAUCAAUCAUUGUCUUUGGUUAAAUCUAAUAUUGAAGAACAAAAUCAUUCAUUUAUUUUAACUGAAAAUGAAGCAAAACUAAAAAAUUCUACACAUAUUCCUGAAAAUAACAUUAAUGAAGAUCAGUUUGCAUUGAAAACUGUUGAAAAAUGUAAUAAAAUAUCAUUUAUAAAUUUCACUCGAUCACCGUCAAUAGAAUCUCUACAAACCAAUCACUCUACAUCCAAAUCAUCUCUGAAUUCAAAUACAAAGGAUUUUUAUGAUUUUUCAAUUGUGGAAGAUCAAAUAGAAAAAAUGAAAAUUUCAUGGAAAGCAAAAAAAGAAUUUCAAUAUAAUGAGGAAUUGCUUGAAAAUGAAUGGAAACAUGACAUUAAUAUUUUAAAUGAUACAGAAGAUGAGAAUAUACAAAAAGAAAUUUUAGAAGUGGAAAAUCUUGAUAAUCUUAUACAUAUAAUGAAUGAUAAAAUAAAAGUAAAGUUUUUGUAUAUGAUGAGAAAAUAAUUAUUUUUAUUUUUAUAAAUAAAAUCAUUUUAAUCGUGAUAUAGGAAGCAAUUGAAGAAACUUUAACUUAUCAAUGUGAGAAUCGAAAACGGCUAGAAAAAAUUUUAGCAUCAAAUCCAUGUGAAACUGGUAAACUAGCAGAAAAUACACGACAAUUUUUUUACUUAUGUCCAAAAUACACUACACUAAGUACAGGUAUGAUAAUAAAAAUAAUGUACAAAAAAAAUUCAAUAAUAAUAACUUUUAAUAUAUUUUCGAGUAAACAAAAACAUUAUUGCCGAAUUUUAAAUAGCAUUCAUAUAUAUAUAUAUAUAUUUAUUAUAUUUAUUUAUAUAAUUAAAAAUCUAACAAAAAUUGAAUUCUAAAAAAUUAUAAAAAUAGAUUUUCAUAACACUAACAAAUCAUCCGAGACAAGUAAUUCUGAACAGCAAUUAUGUGAAAAUGAAGAUAAAAUAAGUCUUUUAAAUCUCGAUAAUGAAGUAAGUUAUAUCAAUAAGUUGAAUUUUAUAAAAUUAAAUUACUGAUUAUUAUUAAUUUUUUCAAACUUUAUUUCUUAUCUAAAGGAUGAAUGGAAAUUCAUUAAUUCAACUUGUUAUAUUGAAAAAAUAAAUAAUAUAAUGAAAGAUUUCUAUAUUAAUCCAUAUAUCAUAAAUACAUGCAAAGAUAUAAAACUAACAGAAAUGUUAUUAAAAACAAAUAAAAAAGUAAACUA